Cooperia oncophora is the source of this 1179-nucleotide messenger RNA. The record is from the annotation of a GenBank genome assembly. Lineage: Eukaryota; Metazoa; Nematoda; Chromadorea; Rhabditida; Trichostrongylidae.
AUGCAGAAGUCGGAGAAAGUGGACCACGAUCAAAUGGAGAAGCCUGGCCAGUAUCAUCGUAAACUCUGCCGUGAUCUGUUCUCCAGAGCUGGAGUCGAAGGGAGACGUGCAUCGUCAGUGGAAAGAUUGCAGCCCCAGGCCGAACCCUUGCAGAUGGGAAAUUGUAUCACUUCUCCGCUUUGCUGCCCAACAGGUGAUUCAGGUUCACCUAUUCAUGCCAAGUCAAAAGAUGGCCAUUUCACCGAGAACAUCGCAAAACCGCUUUGUCCUGAGAGUUUCCAAGAAGUGCUACCGCACAUCGACACCUUCAUCUUUGAUGCCGAUGGUGUGCUUUGGUUGGGCGACGAGGUGAUCCCUGGCUCGCCUGCACUGAUUGACUAUCUCAUUCAACAUAACAAACGCGUGAUUGUUCUUACGAACAACGCCACCAAGUCCCGAGCUGUUUAUGCGGAGAAGCUCGCCAGGCUUGGUUUCAACCGUAAAUUGGAUAAGGAAUCACUUGUGAACCCUGCCGCCGUCGUUGCGGAUGCCUUGCACAGAGCUGGUAUAGCCGGUUAUAAAAAAGUUUAUUUGAUUGGAGCACAAGGAGUGCGUGAUGAGAUGGAUGCUCUCGGUAUUGAGUACUUUGGCCAUGGACCGGAACCUUUCGACGAUUCUGAUGGGAGUACUUUCCUGUACGACAUCGAGUUAACGGAAGAUGUUGCAGUGGUCGUUGGCUAUGAAAAGCACUUUAACUAUCACAAGCUAAUGAAGGCGGCAAACUACCUCCGACAACGGCAUUGUCUUUUCCUGGCCACAAAUGAAGACGAGACUUGUCCAGGUCCCAAUCCAAAUGUCGUCACUCCAGAUGCAGGUCCCAUAGUAGCGGCGGUGCGAUGUGCAUCUGGCAGAGAGCCAAUCACUGUUGGAAAGCCAAAUACUCCAUCUUUUGACUACAUAAGGAGGCGAUGGAACAUCGAUCCUGAGAGGACGAUGAUGGUCGGCGACAGGUAUUCCGACAGGACGAAUACCGAUGUGAAAUUCGGUCGAGACCACGGAAUGAAGACACUCCUCGUGUUAUCUGGAUGCCAUCAGCUCGAAGAUAUCAUGGAGAAUCACCAGAAUGACCUAUUCGACAUGGUCCCAGACUACUUCGCAACUUGUUUAAGGGCCUUAUUAGUAGCUCGAGGGCCAGCUUAA